GGAAAUUGCGUUGCGGAAACAGUGCGAAUGUGUGAUAUUAUUUUAUUUGUCAUUAUCAAAUGAUUCAAAUAAAAUAAAAUUAAUUUAUUGUUUUACAUAAUUCGUUUCAUUUGGGAAUCGUGUCAAACGAUUCAUGAGUUUGGUUGUGUGGUUUUGGAUAUACAAGUUGUACGAAUCCAACAGAUAUAUAGUGACCAUAAGGUGACUACCUCUCUGCAUCCCUCCCCCUCUCUAUCAAUCACUCGUGGGUCGAGCUACAUCGGCUCGAGGCAACCGAAUGAGGCGAUCUACCUGCUCGGGUAUAAAAGCAGGCGACUCGCUCGCCAAGUGCUCAGAGAGAAAAGCAACAUCGAGUUAACAGUUGAUAGUUGAGUGUUAUUCGCGAUUAUUCAUAUUCGUAUUCAAGUAAUAUCACAAGUAAAAAGAUCGCUACAAUGGCGUUGGUUUCUGUGGCAGAUUUCGAGUUGAAAGCCAAGCGCAAUCUGGAGAAGAAUGCCUUGGACUAUUACAAGAACGGAGCAGGAGAACAAGUGACAGUCAGUCUCAAUCACGAGGCAUACAAAAGAUUGCGUUUGCGUCCUCGGUUUCUACGCGAUGUCUCCCACUUGGAUGUCAGCUGCGAGAUCUUGGGACAGCAGCUGCAGUGGCCCUUGGGCAUUGCCCCGAGUGCGAUGCAGAAGCUGGCGCAUCCGGAUGGAGAGAUUGGCAUGGCACGUGCCGCUGGCAAAGCCGGCUCCAUCUACAUACUGAGCACGCUGUCGACGACUUCGCUGGAGGAUCUGGCUAAGGCAGCACCAGACACUUGCAAGUGGUUCCAGCUCUACAUCUACAAGGAUCGUCAUGUGACUGAGCAGCUCGUCAGACGUGCUGAGCGAGCCAACUUCAAGGCCUUGGUGGUCACCAUCGACACGCCCAUCAAUGGGGAUCGUCGUGCAGAUGCGAAGAACAAGUUCUGCCUGCCCUCUCAUCUGAGUCUGGCCAAUUUCGAAGGAGAGAUGGCCCAGGGCGUCAUCUCAUGCGGAGGCGGCUCUGGCCUGAAUGAGUAUGUGGCCAGCCACUACGAUCCCAGCAUCACAUGGAAGGAUAUCAAGUGGCUGCAACAGCUCACGCAUCUGCCCGUCAUCCUCAAGGGCAUCCUCACAGCCGAGGAUGCAGAACUGGCUCGCGAAUGCGGCUGCUCCGGCAUCAUCGUCUCGAACCACGGCGGACGACAACUCGACACUGCUCCGGCCACAAUUGAGGCACUGCCCGAGAUCGUUGCUGCAGUGGGAAAUGAUCUGGUGGUCAUGCUGGAUGGUGGCAUUAUGCAAGGCAACGACAUCUUCAAGGCAUUGGCUCUCGGCGCCAAGACCGUCUUCAUCGGUCGCCCCGCCCUCUGGGGAUUGGCCACCAAUGGCCAGGCGGGAGUCGAGCAGUUAUUGCACGUGAUGCGCGACGACUUCGAGAUCACCAUGAAGCUAACUGGUUGCCCCUCCUUGGCUGAUAUUCAACCCACCAUGGUGGCCCACGAAUCCACCUACUGGAAUCGGCAUUAAGUCCAAUCAAUUCAAUUUAAUCCAAAGCAACUACCUGCCGACUGAUUAGCCUAAUAUGUAUUAGUUUAAGACCCGAUUUUUACUCCUUAGAUUUAUAAAUACA
This is a messenger RNA of Drosophila nasuta, 1638 nucleotides long. RefSeq lists its product as uncharacterized. Gene Ontology annotation, biological process: fatty acid alpha-oxidation. NCBI's taxonomy places the organism in Eukaryota, Metazoa, Arthropoda, Insecta, Diptera, Drosophilidae. The record is from RefSeq and is a predicted model, not a curated record. Gene Ontology annotation, cellular component: peroxisomal matrix. The coding region runs from base 435 to 1535 and encodes 366 amino acids. The transcript has 3 exons. Gene Ontology annotation, molecular function: FMN binding; (S)-2-hydroxy-acid oxidase activity.